This is a messenger RNA of Kwoniella botswanensis, 3663 nucleotides long. RefSeq lists its product as uncharacterized. Gene Ontology annotation, molecular function: protein binding; ATP hydrolysis activity; ATP binding. Gene Ontology annotation, cellular component: chromosome. Gene Ontology annotation, biological process: chromosome organization. The coding region runs from base 1 to 3663 and encodes 1220 amino acids. The transcript has 20 exons. The record is from RefSeq and is a predicted model, not a curated record. NCBI's taxonomy places the organism in Eukaryota, Fungi, Basidiomycota, Tremellomycetes, Tremellales, Cryptococcaceae.
AUGAGAAUUGAAGAACUCAUCCUCGAUGGCUUCAAGUCAUAUCCUGUCAGAACCACUGUAACAGGCUUUGACGAGUCAUUCAAUGCUAUUACCGGAUUGAACGGUUCGGGUAAAUCGAAUAUUUUAGAUGCGAUAUGUUUCGUAUUGGGUAUCACGAAUAUGCAGUCUGUCCGGGCAAACAAUUUGAUGGACCUGAUAUAUAAAAGAGGUCAAGCCGGUGUGACGAAAGCGAGUGUAACUAUAGUCUUCAAUAAUCAAGAUAGGAGUAAAUCACCGUUAGGAUUUGAGAAUGCACCUCAGAUAACGGUUACCAGGCAGAUCGCCGUGGGUAAUAUCUCAAAAUACCUACUUAACGGACACAAAUCGACGUUACAAGCACUUCAAAACUUAUUUCAAUCGGUACAGCUGAAUAUCAACAAUCCCAAUUUCCUGAUUAUGCAAGGUAAAAUUACGAAGGUGCUGAAUAUGAAACCUGCAGAGAUAUUGGGUAUGGUCGAGGAAGCUGCCGGAACGAGAAUGUUCGAAGAGAGAAAGGAUAAGGCUGUAAAGACCAUGGCGAAGAAGGAUAAGAAAGUUGAGGAGAUUGAAAGUUUACUACGCGAAGAGAUCGAUCCGAAAUUAGAAAAAUUACGUGCAGAGAAACGAUCAUAUUUAGAGUAUCAAAAGACAACAUCGGAACUUGAAAGGUUGACUCGUCUGGUCAAAGCUUACGAAUGGACUAUAUCAGUUGAGAAAGCUCAGAAAGCAGCUGAAAAUCUGAAAUGGAAGCAUCAUGAUAUCGAAGCUGCGAAAGAGGAUGUUGAGAGAGGUGGAAGGGAAUGUAAGGGUAUGGAAGAGGAAUUAGAAGAGAUUCGAAGAAAAAGAGAGAAAGAAAUGGCAAAAGGGGGAAAAAUCUCUGAUCUCAGUGAUGCUGUUAAUAACCUCGAUCGGGAAUUGGUCAAAGUGAAAACUCAGAUUGAGAUCAUAGAGGGAACUCUGAAAGAUGAUGUUAAGAGAGUUGAUAGUGCUAAGAAAGCUGUCAAAGAGACUGAGAAAUCGCUUGGAGAUCGACGUAAUCAAACCACCAAAGACGCCGCAGCAUUUGCUGAGCUCAAGUCAGCUUAUGAUGCAGGACAAGCUGAGCUUGAAAAACUCGAAGAAUUACUUCAAUCGCUCAUCACUGGUUUAUCAUCGAACAAAGAAGACGAUGAGAAUGCUGGAGGAUAUAUGGGUCAACUGGCAGAAGCUAAAGCUAGAUUAGCAGCAGCUGGUACAGAAGCUGAACAAGCGAAAGUCAAAAUGGGAUUAGCCGAAAAGGAAAUCAAAGAGAAAGAACCUCGAGCUAAGAAAGCUGAAAAGGAAGGUGCAGGAUUGAUCCAGGAACUUACUAGCAAAAAGGCUUUGGUGGAAAAGUUGAAGACACAGGUGGAAAGUGCAGAUUGGGAUGAGAAUAAGGAGAGAGACUUGUUGGACACUCAAGCUGAACAUCAGACGAAGAUCACUGAACUUAUGGAGCGACGAGAUGCACUCAAGUCACGACUUGCAGCUAUAGAUUUUGGUUAUUCCGAUCCUGAGCCCAACUUUGAUCGAAGUAAAGUCAAAGGUCUGGUGGCCACUUUGGUCGACCUCGAUCAAGCCAACUUCAAGUCUUCUACUGCACUAGAAAUCUGUGCUGGAGGGAAGUUGUAUAACGUUGUCGUGCAAGAUGAGAAAGUCGGUUCUCAAUUACUUGAGAAAGGUAAAUUGAGGAAACGAGUCACUAUCAUUCCGUUGAACAAAAUCAACGCUUUCAAGAUCUCUGCCGAGAAACUCGCUUCAGCCAAACAAGUCGCACCUGGUAAAGUGAACCUCGCACUUGACCUGGUUGGUUAUCCAGACGACGUUUCAGCAGCUAUGGCCUACGUAUUUGGCGAUACCUUCAUCUGUGCCGACAAACAAGCAGCUCAGGCAGUGACCUUCAACAAAAACAUCGGUGUUAAAUCUGUUACUCUGGAAGGCGAUGUAUACGAUCCUUCUGGUACUUUGUCUGGUGGAUCUGCACCUUCCUCUCAAGGAAUUUUAAUAAAGGUACAAGAGUUGAGAGAUAUCGAAAAUCAGAUCACCCAACAUAAGAAAUCGCUCGACGAAGUUGUGAAACAACUCAACGGAGCUAAGAAAGUGAUCGAUCAAUAUAAGAAGGAUAAAAGAGAAUUGGAUUUGAAGGGACAUGAAGUUAGGUUGUUGGAGGAACAGGUCAAUGGAAGUAAUGCAACUAAGAUCGUCGGGGAAGUCGAAAACGCCAAAAAGCUCGUAGCAGAAUUGAAAGAGGUUGUCAAUCAGGCUAAGGAGAAGCAGAAGCAGGCUAGUGCGGAUGUGAAGAAGCUUGAAAAGGAGAUGGCUGAUUUCAAAAACAACAAAGAUUCCAAAUUGAAGGAGAUCAAGGCGGAUAUAGCGAAUAAAAAGAAAGAACUUGGUAAAAAGACUACUCAAGUCAAGACUAGGCAGAAGGAGGUGCAAACUGCUGAACUCGAAUUACAACAACUUGAAAGCGAUCUUGAAGCUGCCAAGGCUGAAGUAGAAGAAGCUCUAGCUGCUCAGGAGAAGACCAAGGCGGAACAUUCCGAACUGAAGAAGACUCUUCAAGCUCAACAAGCCGACUACAAAGCAGCCGAAGCCAAGCUCAAAGCCGAACGAGCCGUGCUGGUAGCGUUCGACAAUGAAAUGGGAGACUUGGAACGUGAUCUAAAAGCUAAGAAACAGGAGAUUGCUGAUGCAGAGCUCAAGUUGAAGAAGUUGGAUCAUGAUAUCGGGGUAGUAGCCAAGGAGCAGAGCUCGGCUGAGAGUCAUAAAGAGAAUCUGGAAAGGCAGUUUACGUGGAUUACAGAGGAACAUCAAUUCUUCGGUAAACCUGGUACACCCUAUGAUUUCCAUGGAGUCAACCUCAACCAGGCUAGAGAACAAUGUCGAGAGCUUGAAGCUGCCCAAAAGGGAUUGGGUAGGAAGAUCAAUACGAAAGUCAUGAAUAUGAUUGAGGGAGUGGAGAAGAAAGAACAAGCCUUGAAGAAAAUGAUGGCUACAGUCUUAAAAGAUAAAUCGAAGAUCCAAGAUACGAUCAUCGAACUGGAUAGGUACAAGAGAGAUGCAUUGAAGAAAACUUGGGAGAAAGUCAAUGGCGAUUUCGGAUUGAUAUUCGAAGAGUUGUUACCUGGAAAUUUCGCCAAACUUCAACCUCCCGAAGGACAAGAUUUGACAGAAGGGCUGGAAGUGAAAGUUAGAUUGGGGAGCGUUUGGAAAGCCAGUUUGACGGAAUUGAGUGGUGGUCAGAGAUCCCUUAUCGCCUUAUCGCUCAUCAUGUCAUUACUUCAAUUCAAACCUGCACCAAUGUACAUCCUCGACGAGAUUGACGCAGCGUUGGAUCUACAGCAUACUCAACAUAUUGGUCAAUUAUUCAGGAACAGAUUUAAAGGAAGUCAAUUUAUCGUGGUUUCACUUAAAGAAGGGUUGUUCACCAAUGCGAAUGUAUUGUUCAGAGCUAGGUUCAGGGAUGGUACGAGUAUUGUCGAGCGAACUGAAAGAAGAUCGAAUAACGCCAUGUAUACUUCCACGGAGGAUAAAGAGAAUUCGCAGGAUGCUGCUACGUCAGGUGGCAAAGGUAAACGUGCGACUGGUGGUAGUAACGCCAGAUCUGCGCUGGCGGUGAGGUAG